Messenger RNA from Trematosphaeria pertusa, 4168 nucleotides. RefSeq lists its product as uncharacterized. The coding region runs from base 159 to 3884 and encodes 1241 amino acids. The transcript is spliced from 3 exons. Gene Ontology annotation, molecular function: protein binding. Gene Ontology annotation, biological process: positive regulation of establishment of bipolar cell polarity regulating cell shape. The record is from RefSeq and is a predicted model, not a curated record. Gene Ontology annotation, cellular component: plasma membrane of growing cell tip. NCBI's taxonomy places the organism in Eukaryota, Fungi, Ascomycota, Dothideomycetes, Pleosporales, Trematosphaeriaceae.
UACGCCAGCGCGGGUGUGCCUGCCUCGAAUCCAAGCCCGCCGAUUCUUUUGGCGGUUUGGCCAUGUCUGGGGCCACCUCCCGCUGACACUCGACUCCAACGCUCCUCUAUCCCAUCGCUAUUCUUCCGACACCACCGACUCGUCGCCCGCCGCUGGCCAUGAGGGAGCCCUUCUCCUCGCUGCUGGCGUCGCGGGCUGGCAAGCUCGCACUUUCGCUACUUCUCGCAUCACCCCGACUAAUACCAGGAACGCGCGCGUUCAACUUCCCAUCCAUACCCUCCCCUAAUCUCAACCUCGACGACCUCGGCCGCGUGGCCUUUGCCGGCGACUUCGACUCAAUAUCGCUGUACCAGUUCGAGGGCCAGACUGAACAGCCCUCCGGCCUCAAUGGCGCCCUCCUAUCGCGAUUCCCGAAUGGCGUGUUUACCGCCAUACAGGAUACGGAUGGCGACGUCAAGGCCAUGUGCGCCUACCAGAGCGGCGGUAGUCUCAAGGGCAUUGUGUUUGGCGGAAACUUUACGAGCGUUGAUGGUCAGCACACGCCCGGUGGCAUCGCAAUGCUCAACCCGAGCGACGGCACCGUGAGCCCAGUAGAAGGAUUGAACGGAUCCGUCAGCGCAUUGCUCUGCGAUCCGGAUCGGGGCCAGGUCUACAUCGGAGGCUCCUUCAGUGGCGGUAAUUCAUCCAACGCCAUCAUCUGGAAAGACGCUUGGAACAACAUGCCCUUCCAGGGUUUCAACGGACCCGUGCACUCUAUCAUCCGAGCGCCGAAUGACAAGAUCGUAUUUGGCGGAGAGUUCAACGGCAUAGGCGGCAAUUCGAGCGGCAGAGCCGAGAAUAACACUCAGGUGCUACCCGUUGGAUCUGCUAACAUCACGGCGCAAACCAGCUCUGGACGGCCUGGCCUAACUGAUCCUAAGAGUAUCGUCUGCAAGGCAGAUCCGGACACCGAAGGCACCGGUGCUACAUGGCUGCUGGCCGAUAAUACUGCCGGCUUCUGGCGAGCCGACUUCGGCUUCGGAUUCAAUCCAACAAAACUGCGACUACAUAACACCAAGUUUGAAGGCCGCGGCACAAAGACCUGGCGCUACACCGCGCUUCCCCUUGGCGGCAUUAUGAACUUUACCUAUGUCGACCCCUCCACUGGACAACAGGCCUUUUGCGACGCUCGAUGCCCGUUGCCGGAGGGCAACACUACUGCUCAGGAGUUCUUCUUCGUCAACACUGUCGGCAUGAAUGCCUUCAAAAUUGAUAUCUCCGACUGGUAUGGAGCCGGGGGUGGUCUCAAUGGCAUCGAGCUCUCGCAAACUGAUAUCUACACGUAUGCCAUCAGUGACUUCAAUGAGCCAACGUGCGGAGGAGCCACAACUGGUGCAUCGGCCACUCAGACAGGACCCUGGGUCGUCACACCAUCCCAUGACAGCAAUUCCCAAUACCUCACUGCGACGUUGCAAACGAAUAACAUCCAACCCAAUACAACAAACGUCGUCUUUUUACCCGACAUUAAACAAUCUGGGAACUAUUCGAUCACUGUAUACACCCCAGGGUGCCGCGGUGAUGACACCUGCACGACACGCGGAAGGGUCAACAUGACCGGAUCCAUGUUUCGGUCAACGACUGAGUCGGACACGCCCACCAGCACCGUCCUUUUCCAGACCAACGAGUUCGACAAGUAUGAUGAAAUCUACAAUGGAUAUGUCGACGCAACUGAUGGCUUUCGUCCGUCAAUCACGCUAGCUCCUGUGCCAGGCGAUGCUGGAAGCAACGGCGUUUUGACGAUAGUUGCACAGAGAAUUCGGUUCCAGCUUAAAGUGGCCUCCUCUGGAGAUUUGAAUGGGCUCUUCGAGUACGAUCCAGAGCAGCAAAACGUUCAAGAAACGGACUUCGCCGACUCGGUCAUCGAUGCGGCUGGCGCGAGUCUGAGCCCCCAAGACAACGCAAUUGUCACUUCUCUUGCGGCAUCCAGCGAUAAGCUCUAUGUUGGCGGCAAUUUCUCCUCGAAUGACGGACGGAACAAUAUCUUUUCGAUUAGUCGCGACGCUACCGGCCCAACGACACUGAAAGGAAAUGGUCUCAACAGCCAAGUAAUGACCCUGUUCCAGAAUGGCAGUACCAUCUACGUCGGAGGCAACUUCACGAACACCCAGGACAACGGGAACCCUGGCCUUAACGGCGUGGCCGCCUACGACAACGACAACGAUCAAUGGACAGCCCUUGGUGCGGGUGUGGAUGGCGUUGUGAUGUAUAUCGUGCCUCUCGCUCUGAACAUCACCGGCAAUACGCCAGAGCAAGUUCUUGCGAUCAGCGGUUUCUUCGAUCGUGUCAACGGCUUCGGCAACAAUGCAGCUUUUUCCGCCGAGAACUUUGCAAUUUGGGUACCUUCGCAGAACAAUUGGCUGCACAACUUGAACGCCCAGACAAUAUCGAUUCAGGGUAGCUUGAUGACGUUUGUCGACAUCCCGGGAGCAGAUCGGCUGUUCGCUGGUGCUGUCUCUUCCCAAGCCCUCGGUGCGAGCGGUGCUGCCGCUCUGGCAGACAGCGACGCUCUAUCGCUUGAAGGCUUCGGGGUGAAUAUUCAGGCUCAGCAACAGCAGACGUCGCUGCAAAAGCGAUCAUUGACUGACGAUCAGAACCUGACUACAAUUGGGAUUGUCACUGCUACGUUCUACAAGGAAAAUGACAUGAACAAGACAAUCUUUGCGGGCCACUUCGCGGCAACUGGAUCCGAUGGUCAAAACAUAACCAAUGUUCUUAUCAUUGAUGGAAAGGACUCGGACAAGGUCACUGGAUUUGGCGAAGAGGUGGACGCUAACUCCACGUUCGCGACGCUCGCAGUGCUCGACAAUAUUCUCUAUGCUGGCGGUGUAGCCACUGGGGUUAUCAAUAACAACAGGGUUGCCGGUGUGGUGGCCUAUGAUCUCUCGGCCAACAAGUUCGGGAGCACGCAGCCACUCGCACUUCAAGGAACAAACGUCACCGUCAAUGCCAUUGCUCCCAGGCCGAAGUCGAAGGAUGUCUAUGUCGCUGGAAGAUUCCAAUCUGCUGGCGCUUUGAGCUGCCCCUCGGUUUGCAUCUGGAACACGGAGCGCAACCAGUGGAUCAGUCCGGGCGGUGACCUCUCAGGUGUCGCCACUUCUCUGACGUGGAUCUCAAACACGAAGCUACUCAUUUCAGGAAAUCUGACCACCGGCAGCAAUACGACGAAUGUCUUCCUGUAUGAUUCCAGCAACAGCCAGUUUCAGGCAAUUACCGGCGCUAGCGAUCUUCCCGGUCCGGUAACUGCUCUCUGUCCAGCCAACUCUGACGGUACACAAUUCUGGGCUGCUGGUCAGAGCAGCGACGGAUCCGCGUUCCUUCAGCGAUUCGAUGGCAGCAAGUGGCUUCCUGUCAAUGGCCAGUUUGGCCAGGGCACCGAUAUCCGUGGCAUUCAAGUGCUCCCCCUGUCGAAGAACCACGACAAGUCCGACCUUAUCGAUCAAGACCAGGACCUGCUCCUCCUUGGACAGAUCAACAUUACGAACUUCGGGACGGCGUCUGGAGCUCUCUUUAACGGCACUACACUGGUUCCGUUCCUCCUUUCCACGACGGCGCAGAACACUCCUGGUAGCUUGUCGCAGGUCUUCGUGGAGAACCCCCAGUCCUUCUUUAACGGAGGAGGAAAGCAUCUUGCACUUGGCUUCGUCGUCCUCAUCGCCCUCGCAAUCGCCCUUGCGCUCACUUUCCUGCUUGUCGUCGCCGGUAUCGUCGUCGAAUGGUACCGCAAGAAGUCGCAGGGUUAUUCCCUUGCGCCCACCUCAUACACCGACCGCAUGGGGAACGUGGGCCGCGUGCCUCCGGAACAACUCUUCGGUACGCUCUCCGGGCCACGGGCUCCAGCGAUAUGACCAAGAGCGCGUGACGGCGGAGAUGAAGAUAUACUACGAAAUUUGUACAAAGUCAUCCCAGAUGUGAACGGUAGGAUACCCUAAUGGGACCCACGGCCUGACCACAGUUCGAUGUUGCCUCGUCACACGAUAGGCGGCCAUACCUUCGAUUCUCGUCGAUCCCUUUUGCGAACUUGUUCAUAUGACGGCCUUUCUACCAUGUUAUCCUUUUGCAUGGCUGGCGUUUUCUCUUCUGUCGCCCUGCACGAGGGCCACUUCGAGCGCUCCCUCGUUCAAAAGCAUUG